Molecule: messenger RNA, 1044 nt
Organism: Nasonia vitripennis (jewel wasp)
Lineage: Eukaryota; Metazoa; Arthropoda; Insecta; Hymenoptera; Pteromalidae
Gene: Tim8
Product: mitochondrial import inner membrane translocase subunit Tim8
Exons: 2
Coding region: 415-699 (94 amino acids)
Source: RefSeq, a predicted model, not a curated record
GUUUUGACGUUCAGUUAAACGUAUAUUUUUUAUUAAUUUUUUAAAUGUUGGAAAUAAAGCGGCAUUUUACGAAAUGAGGUUAGUUUGCAUCAUACACAUGUGCGCGCGAACGAAUCUAGUAGGAAGUCGCGAAAAAUGUCAAAUCGUGUGGCUCCAUCUUUAAGAGGAAAAAUUACCAAAAAUUAUUCCGCAAAUAAAUUUUGAGGAAAAGUAGUCCAAAAUAAUUGCUUAACAUUUUCUUAAUAAGAUUAGGUUUGCGAAAUUCAUUGUUUGAUCGACAAGAAAUUCAAAAAAUCCACCAAAACCGGAAGCCAAGUCUACACAUGCAAGUGACUCUUUAGGCCGCACGUGUGUUUAUCGGCGCUUGUGCAUGAAUUACGAAGAUUGCAGCAGCGUUUGAAAAAUUCGUCAAAAAUGUCGGAUUUAUUUAGCAACGCGUCGAAUUACGACAACGAGCAUAAGCCAUCUGCUGGAAACAGCGAAUUGGAAGAAUUUAUCAUGGUUGAGAAGCAGAAGGCUCAAUUCAAUGCUCAGAUUCAUGAAUUUAGCGAUCUGUGUUGGGACAAGUGCAUCGACAAGCCUGGCAGCAAACUGGAUGGAAGGACAGAGACAUGCCUUGUUAACUGUGUCAAUAGAUUUAUCGAUGUUUCCCUAUUGAUCACCAAUCGAUUUACUCAGAUGCUGCAGAAGGGUUUGUAAGGAAAGUAGUGCAUAUUUACUGCAUUUACUGUUGUUACGAAGAUACUAGUCGGGUUGAAGUCUAUGGCGAUGUGUUAACUUGGCUUAUCGUCAUUCUUCUAGUUAUCUCAAAUAAUAAGAGAAAAGCUACUUUCUUUUGCAUACAUUACAUUAUUUUGUAUAAAAUACAAAGUUUGUGGAUAACUGAAACUGGAUCAGAUGUUACAUAAAGAAUAAGGGAAGAAUGUGAGAAUGAUGUGUUAAUAAUAAACUUAUUGUUACAAUUGUAAUGUAUGAAAACAUGACUCUUAAUUUGUUUAGUGUUUGAUUAGAGUAAAUUUUCAUAGUAACUUGGUGCUCUUAAAA